Messenger RNA from Triticum dicoccoides, 987 nucleotides. RefSeq lists its product as uncharacterized. Bases 382 to 612 code for a protein of 76 amino acids. The transcript is spliced from 4 exons. The record is from RefSeq and is a predicted model, not a curated record. Lineage: Eukaryota; Viridiplantae; Streptophyta; Magnoliopsida; Poales; Poaceae.
GCUCUCACGGUCUCUUGGUCCCAUCCCUUGUUUCCCCGGUCGUCGCGCCGCCGUCGUCCGCCACCCCUUACUCAGGUCUCUCUCCCUCUCCCUCUAUAGAACCUCCUACUAGAACCCUAUCCAUCUUCCUUCUCGUAGCCGCAGCCGGGCGGGCCUCGCUCGCUUCUGGAUCGGUCGUGGGUUCGCUGGGGGGUGGAGUGGCUUUGGAAUCCCACUAGAUUCGAUUUUUGCGGCGGCGUGGUUUCAGCGCUAAUUUAAGAGUUCCGUAUGAACCAGAUUCGUUUCGUUCGUUUAGGCAUCGCUAGCUGCUGCUCAUUUGCGGUUGUCUGACUGAGGUGUCCUGAAGCGGAGCCGGACCUCCAGCUCCGGCACCGGCGAGACAUGGCUGCGGCGGCGAAGGAGGUGGACAUGAAGAAGAUGGAGCUUAUGAAGGAGGUAAGAGCGCACCAAGUGGCGAUCGGUGAGCUCAACAACCUGCCUCCAUCCAGGGCCGCGUACCAGAAGACCUGCAACAUCUUCUUCCGCAAGGACAUCAAAUCCGCCGUCGCGUCCCAACAGAAGCAACUUGAUAUCACCAAGGCGAAGCUGCAGAAGCUGGAUCAGGCAUCAUGAAGGUUCACUGCAGGAAUUAGCAGCUCCACGGCACAAUAAGCGCCUUUGAAGUCGCGACUUAUACUGCUUCUGCUGCUUCAUUCAUACAUCUCCGUGAAUCCUCUCCAAUCCAACUGUCUUAGGAAUGGCAGACAACGUGUAUGCAACUUAUAUAGUUUUCUGUGUAAUAAUGGUGGUGUCAUUACAAGCUGGUUGCCAGUUAUGAUCCAGUCUCAUUUCUUUCUGAAUAUGGAGAGUAGAUACCGGACUGUAGUCAAAAUAGAACCAUUAUGAAGGUGAUAGGAUGAUUUGAAGUCUUUCUGAACCGAUAAUCCAGUGACAGCUAACAUGGUUUCAUAUAUAUGCAUAUUUAUGUCCUGCCGGAUUGUUGAGUUA